AAUGAGUGCCAGCAAAGAGCAGAAAGAUUAUCACAUGCGCAAAUUGAGAACGCAUUACAAACUUAUUGACAAGCAUAACAGUGGAUAUAUUUCUCACGAAGGUUUUCGUCAAAUGGCUGAAAAACUGAAAGGAUUCGCUCGCAUGUUGCAACACGAAGAAAAGGCUCUCGCUGUAGAUGUUGCCUUUCUAGCCGUGUCAGAUGUUUUGAAGCUUAAAGAAGGAGUUAACUAUGCCAUUGAAGAUCUUGUAAAAUCCUCCAGUCAAACGCUCUUGUCUAUGAGCAAAGAAGAUGCGAAAACGAUCACAAAUAAUGUUCAUAAUGCCAUCUUCGAUGUCGCUGACGCCAAUGAAGAUGGCUUCAUUUCUCUAGAAGAGUACAAAGUUUAUUUCUAUAUAUUAGGCCAUGAUAUCUCGGAUGAAGAAAUUACGCAGUCUUUCAAUGCCAUAGAUAGCAACAAAGAUGAAAAAAUAAGUCGAGAGGAGUUUUUGGAAGCGGCAUUUGAUUAUUUCAUCAAUGUUGAUGAAUCCGAAGUUGCCAAAGUCUUUCUUGGACAUUUAGAGACAUGAUUGACACACAUCUCUGAUUAUUUUAGCAACAAAUUACAUUGGCACCAUGCACUUUCUGAUAUUAAACUAUAUGUUAUAGAUAAACUAUUCUCGGAUAUUUUUUUACGAAAGGCCAAAUAGCGAACCAUUUUACAACAAAGUUAAAGAAUUAAUUUAGGACCUAAAUUAAGAAUUGUGAUAAUUGUUUCUCAGUUUACAAAAGGCCGAUACCUUAGAAGCCAAUAAUUAAUAAUAGACGUCAAUUGACUUUUUCCUGUCAGGUUAAUACAAGUAAUAUGGUUUUGGGUUAAAGGUAUAAGCAUUUAGCUUUUCUAAGAAUAUUGUAUGUGUACUGUUUACCUUGAAAAUUUAUUAAAUAAACAUAAUUAAAA
Paramuricea clavata is the source of this 939-nucleotide messenger RNA. Lineage: Eukaryota; Metazoa; Cnidaria; Anthozoa; Malacalcyonacea; Plexauridae. The record is from the annotation of a GenBank genome assembly.